This is a messenger RNA of Mustela lutreola (European mink), 3485 nucleotides long. It is a transcript of the gene CAPN12, whose product is annotated as calpain 12. Gene Ontology annotation, biological process: proteolysis. The coding region runs from base 1 to 2172 and encodes 723 amino acids. The record is from RefSeq and is a predicted model, not a curated record. Lineage: Eukaryota; Metazoa; Chordata; Mammalia; Carnivora; Mustelidae. The transcript has 21 exons. Gene Ontology annotation, cellular component: cytoplasm. Gene Ontology annotation, molecular function: calcium-dependent cysteine-type endopeptidase activity; calcium ion binding.
AUGGCGUGUGGCAGCGGACGGGUCACCAUCCAGCUGGUGGACGAAGAGGCAGCGCCCGGAACCAGAGGCCCGAAGCCCUUUCGGGGCCAGAGAUUCGAGGCCAUCCGAGCAGCCUGCCUGGAGGAGGGGAUCCUGUUCCGAGAUCCCUACUUCCCUGCUGGCCCUGAUGCCCUUGGCUACGAUGAGCUGGGGCCAGACUCGGAGAAGGCGAAAGGGGUGGAAUGGAAGAGACCCCAUGAGUUUUGCGCUGAGCCCCAGUUCAUCUGUGAGGACAUGAGCCGAACAGAUGUGUGUCAGGGGCGCCUAGGUAACUGCUGGUUUCUUGCGGCUGCUGCCUCCCUCACUCUGUAUCCCCGACUCCUGUGCCGGGUGGUCCCCCCUGGACAGGGUUUCCAAGAUGACUAUGCAGGUGUCUUCCAUUUCCAGCUCUGGCAGUUUGGCCGCUGGGUGGAUGUUGUGGUGGAUGACAGGCUGCCGGUGCGUGAAGGGAAGCUGAUGUUUGUGCGCUCGCAUCAGAGGAACGAGUUCUGGGCCCCGCUGCUGGAGAAGGCCUAUGCCAAGCUCCACGGUUCCUAUGAGGUGAUGCGAGGCGGCCACAUGAAUGAGGCUUUUGUAGACUUCACAGGCGGCGUGGGCGAGGUGCUCUACCUGAGGCAAGACAUCCCAGGGCUCUUCUCUGCCGUGCGCCAUGCCCUGGCCAAGGAGUCCCUUGUGGGAGCCACCGCCCUGAGCGAUCGGGGUGAGUACCGCACAGAAGAUGGGUUGGUGAAGGGACACGCGUACUCCGUCACGGGCACGUACAAGGUGACCCUGGGCUUCACCAAGGUGCGGCUGCUGCGGCUCCGGAACCCAUGGGGCCGUGUGGAGUGGACUGGGGCCUGGAGCGACAGCUGCCCGCGCUGGGACGCGCUCCCUGCGGAGUGGCGAGAGGCCCUGCUGGUGAAAAAGGAGGAUGGCGAGUUCUGGAUGGAGCUGAAGGACUUCCUCCGCCACUUCAACACCGUCCAGAUCUGCUCGCUGAGCCCAGAGGUGCUAGGCCCCAGCCCCGCUGGAGGCGGCUGGCACAUCCACAUCUUCCAAGGCCGCUGGGUGCGUGGUUUCAACUCUGGCGGGAGCCUUCCCGGCACCGAAACCUUCUGGACCAACCCCCAGUUCCGACUGACGCUGCUGGAGCCUGAUGAGGAGGAAGAUGAUGAUGAGGAGGGGCCUUGGGGGGGCUGGGGGGCAGCAGGAGCGUGGGGCCCGGCCAGGGGGGGGCGCAUCCCCAAGUGCACUGUCCUUCUGUCACUCAUCCAGCGUAAUCGGCGGCGCCUGAGGGCUCAGGGCCUCACCUACCUCACUGUGGGCUUCCACGUGUUCCAGAUCCCAGAGGAGCUGCUGGGCCUGUGGGACUCCCCGCGCAGCCGCGAGCUCCUGCCGGGCCUGCUGCGCGCUGACCGCUCGCCCUUCUGCGCCCGCCGCGACGUGAGCCGCCGCUGCCGCCUGCGCCCCGGCCACUACCUGGUGGUGCCCAGCGCCGCCCACGCCGGCGACGAGGCCGACUUCACGCUGCGCGUCUUCUCAGAGCGCCGUCACACCGCUGUGGAGAUUGAUGACGUCAUCAGCGCCGACCUGCAGGCCCUCAUGGUCCCGUACAUGCCUCUGGAACUGGGGCUAGAGCAGCUGUUUCAGGAAUUGGCAGGAGAGGAGGAAGCACUCAGCGCCUCUCAGCUCCAGACCUUAUUAAGUAUUGCCCUGGAGCCUGCCAGGGCCCAUGCCCGGACCUCCGCCCGGACCUCUGCCGAGAUUGGGCUCAGGACCUGUGAGCAGCUGCUGUGCUGUUUUGGGAACGGACAGAGCCUCACCCUGCAUCACUUCCAGCAGCUCUGGGGCCAUCUCCUGGAGUGGCAGGCCACAUUCGACAAGUUCGAUGAGGAUGCCUCUGGAACCAUGAACUCCUAUGAACUGAGGCUGGCACUGAAUGCGGCAGGCUUCCACCUCAACAACCAGCUGACCCAGGCCCUCACGAGCCGCUACCGGGACAGUCGUCUGCGCGUGGACUUCGAGCGCUUCGUGUCCUGUGCGGCCCAGCUCACCUGCAUCUUUCGCCACUGCAGCCGGCACCUGGAUGGAGACGAGGGGGUCGUCUGCCUGACCCGCAGACAGUGGAUAGAGGUGGCCACCUUCUCGUAGGAUCUCCGCACGGAACCCCUGCGGCUCGAGGCGAAGCGCUGCCAGGAGCCCGUUCUCCUUGUCCAGCCUGGACUGGGCUUUGUUCAACAGGGUGGGGGUCUAAGCCACACCAAACCCUCUACCUGGGUCUGCUGCUCUGCUGCCCCUGGAGCCGGCGGGGGCGGGGGGGCAAGGUCUGGCCCCACCACUCGGCCAGGCAGGUCCCUGCCUCCGUGCUCUGCCCUCCUCACCUAUAAGCAGGGACAGUCCCAGCCCUUUUCUGGUGCAGGCCACACUAGUUAGCACUGGAGACAGCGCCUGACCUCAAGCAGGUGCCCCGUGGCACUGAGGUUUACACACUUGGGGGAGACAGGGAUCUCCCUUGCUCAGCCUUGCUCUGGGAAGAGGUUCUCCUGUGGCUCUCCUAAGAAGCGGAGAACAGAGGAGAGAGAAAGAGAACACGGUAGGAAUCCUUCUUAAAAAUAUUACAUGUUUUAUUAUCCUGUCCCCAGAGGGUGGUUUAUCCAGAAACCGAGAAAAUAAUCAAAUCAGAAUAAACUCAAAAAAGGGGGGAAGGGAGCAAAACCCAUCAACUAACAGGCAGCCAGGCCGGCAGCCCACCCUCCACCUCAGGAGGGUCCCAGAGACCCAUGCCCAACGACAGACAACAGAGAAAAUUCAGUGAGGGGCUGGGGGAGGGCAGCAAAUCAGCUAUGUCUUCAUUAUGAGAGCAAGAGGCGGCGAAGAUAUGUUGCUAGGUGAAUAUAUAUUUAUAUAAUAAAUCCGUAAGUUAAUAAAGUAAAUAGUAAUUCUCUGAAAGUUUUUAAUUCCUUUUUUUAUAGGUUUUUUUUUUUUUUUUUUGGUGGAUUUUUUGUUGUUUUGUGGUUUUUUUUUUGUUUUGUUUUUUGGUCCUUAAAAAAUCGGAAACACAGGUCCGGACAAAGCAAGGUGGGGGACCGGCUGGGGCUGAGAGGCUGGUCUGCCAACCCUACUCCUGUUGCAGAAAAGGGGAGGUGCGGAGUUGCACCCCCUCAUCUCCUGGCAACUGCAAGUUGGGAAGAAGGGAGGGGGCGGGGUCCUCUUUCCAUGUCAGGCAGCAGUGUCGCCCUCUGCUGGGCCCCCUGUAGGGCCCAACGCAGGCCGGGCGGUUCCUGGACAAGGCACAUAGGGCUUUGGCCUGGAUGUGGGAGGCCUUGAAGGGACCUCGUGGGGAGCAGGGAAGGGGCGGGCAAAAGAGAGACAAGGUGUGGAGGGCAUUCCUAGGGCCUGGAGGUGACCUGUUUCGCUGUGGGAAUCCACUGUCUCUUCCACAUAGUUAUAAAACAAAACAACAC